Messenger RNA from Chiloscyllium plagiosum (whitespotted bambooshark), 1774 nucleotides. The record is from RefSeq and is a predicted model, not a curated record. Lineage: Eukaryota; Metazoa; Chordata; Chondrichthyes; Orectolobiformes; Hemiscylliidae.
UUGUCACCGUUGCGUCCUAGCGGUGCUCCAAUUUGGAUCGGACAUUAAACCAAGACCCUAUCUUUUGGUAGGAAAGUUAUCACAGCUGCCCUGGCCAGUAUCCUUUAACGUCACAAGAAUAGACCCUUUGUCACUCCUUUUUGUGCGGCCUUGCUGUGCACAACUUGCAUAUCUCCUUACAUUACAAUAGGACUUAAUUAGCUGCAAAGUGCUUUAGAAGGCGCUGAAUAAAACGCAAGCCUUUUUCUCUCUUAAAACCCCCUACUCUCCCCAAACUGAUUUAGUUUACGCUUUACUCACUGCCUGAGACAGAAUGAAGAGACGGGCUGUCGGAAUUGGAGGAAGGGGGCAAGAGUUCUCCGGGUUGCCUGUCCAUCACGCACCAUUCCCUGGCCAAGAAGAGAGGCAGGUGAUCUGCUACCAGGCCUCUGCCAAUGUAGCUCUUGAGCUGUCCACUAGGAGCCCAAGUGGAAAGAAGUUCAGAAGCAAGCCACAGCUUGCACGUUACCUGGGAAAUUCAAUGGAUCUGAGCAGUUUCGAUUUCCGAACAGGAAAAAUGUUGAUCAGCAAACUGAACAAGAACAGACAGAGACUGCGCUUCGACUCUGCCAACCAGGUCAAGGGCAAACCAGAUCUGAACACUUCACUACCUGUUAGACAGACAGCUUCAAUCUUCAAACAACCAGUUACCAAAGUGACCAACCACCCCAACAAUAAAGUAAAAAUGGAUCCACAGAAAGCUGUAGAACAGCCACGGCAGUUAUUCUGGGAGAAGAAGCUGACUGGAUUGAAUGCAUUUGACAUUGCUGAAGAAAUCAUAAAGACUAUGGAUCUACCGAAAGGUCUACAAGGUGUGGGGCCAGGAUGCACAGAUGAAACUUUGUUGUCUGCUAUAGCAAGUGCUCUACAUACUAGUUCCAAUCCUAUUACUGGACAGGUCUCUGCAGCAGUAGAAAAAAAUCCCGGUGUGUGGCUGAAUACUUCGCAACCUCUCUGCAAAGCUUUCAUGGUCACUGAUGAGGACAUUAGGAAGCAAGAAGAACUUGUACAACAAGUGCGGAAGAGGUUGGAGGAGGCACUGAUGGCUGAUAUGCUAGCACAUGCUGAAGAAUCUGGAAAGGAGUCAGAUAUAGCACAAGACAAGGAAGAGGAUGUAUAGCCAAGGAGAUUCUUAGAAUCCAAUAUUUUUCAGGGAAGUAUGGACAUAAAGAUGAGUGAAAAUAUUCGUAAGGAUGAGAAUCACUGAAUAACUGUAUCAUUUGGAAUUUCUGCAUCCAAACUGGUUUAUAAUAUGUUUGAAGAACUACUUUUCCAGUUUAAAAAUAAAAGUGCUUUUUGUCAGAUGGAAACAGUCAUUGUGAUGGGCAUGUAGACCAUUGCCAGUAAUCAUUUUUAAACUUGAAGUUUGUUUUUAUAUGCUCACAUUUUUUAAAGCUAUGUAAAAUACUGUAAAAUUUGAUAUGUGCAGGUUGUCUGUUGGUAGGUAUAUUCAUUGUUUGUGGUUUAAUCGUGAAAUAAGCAUACAUCUCUGGUGACGAGCACCAGAGAAUGAAUCCAAUAUUUCUAGUUUUGUAUGUUGUGUUUCUAGACCAUUGCAUUCUUAAUCCUGUAAUGAGGCAAACUGCAUUCAUGCAUGUUUUGUGGAAAAUUGUUUUGCAAGUGUUUUAUAAUGCAUGUUUCCAAUUCUUCCCCACCUUCAGUACAUGUACAUUGUGUAGUUGAAGCAAACUGUAAAAGCUGGAAUAGCUUGUUAAUAAAAUCUAUUUACUAAAUA